AUGGUAUUCUCUGGCCAUUACGAUGGCGAUGAUGGUGAUGAUGUUUGUGAUGAGGAAAUUGCUUAUUGCUUCCAUGAUGGCGGUGAUGGUGAGCUCUAUGAUGUUGAUUGUUCUGGUUACUUCGUCCUUCAUCUCUGCUCUUCCACGACAUCAUAUCAAGUUCCUGAUGAUCAACUGAGGUCGUCAAUGAUAAAGCGGCAAUCAAUAGCGCAAACGCCAUUGAAGUUCUUUUCAUCAGCAUUGGUAAUUCUGAAAUACUGGAAAAUUUUGACCUAUGAAAAAAGUGACGCAAAAUUCUUUGACCUAAGAUAUGAAGCACUGGAUCGAUUUGACUAUCGGUGUUUUGCAUUUUAUCACUGGAAACUGGUAAGGAUAGUGUCAUAA
Acanthocheilonema viteae is the source of this 384-nucleotide messenger RNA. The record is from the annotation of a GenBank genome assembly. Lineage: Eukaryota; Metazoa; Nematoda; Chromadorea; Rhabditida; Onchocercidae.